AUGUCACGUUUGUUAGAAAUUUGUUACGGAGUUGUUAUCAUGGUUCACCUUUAUGUUUGCCCGUUCACAAAAGUUGAGGAAAGUUUCAACAUUCAGGCUGUUCACGACAUUCUUCAUCAUGGUUCCAAUCUGUCCAUGUAUGAUCAUCUUGAGUUUCCUGGUGUUGUCCCAAGAACAUUUCUUGGUCCUCUCAUCAUCGCCUUUUCUACAUGGCCCUAUGUCCAACUGACCACAUUACUUGGCUCUGAUAAAUUUUUUCAACAGUACCUAUGUCGAAUUUGUCUUGGAUUGCUUACUCUUUGUUCUUUCUUAACAUUAAAAAAAGGAGUUGCCAACAAAUUCGGAAGAGGCAUUUCAACUUGGAUGUGCAUCAUAUCUAUGGCUCAAUUUCAUUUCAAUUUUUAUGCAACUAGAACGUUACCAAACACCUUUGCAUUAAUUGGAGCUAUGCUGGCCACAUCUUCCUGGCUUAGAAACAGACCAGCCUUAACAAUAUGGAUCUCAGCAUUCACUUGUGUCAUAUUCAGAUCUGAACUUGUUAUAUUGCUUGGAAUGAUGAUCCUGUAUGACAUCAUUAGAAGGAAGAUCUCAUUUGGAAGAACUCUCCUUCAUGGAUUGGUGGCAAGCUUAAUAGCAAUCAUGCUAACAGUUUUGGUGGACUCAUAUUUCUGGAGAAGAUGGUUGUGGCCUGAGUUUGAGGUCUUCUGGUUUAACACUGCAUUGAAUAAAAGCCAUCAGUGGGGUACCUCACCGUUUUUGUGGUAUUUUUAUUCAGCAUUGCCAAGGUGUUUAGGCCCUUUCUAUAUUCUGGUACCUCUUGGAUUAUAUUACAAUCGUGACGUCAUCCCACUUACGCUGACGUCAUUCAUAUUUGUCUUCAUUUACUCAUUCCUUCCACACAAGGAGCUCAGAUUCAUUGUUUACGUCAUCCCUCUCUUCAAUGUUUCAUCAGCUGCCUUCUGCCACAAACUCUGGUUGACUCGGAACAAUGGCACAGUAAGAAAAUUAUUUUCCACACUUUCUGUGGUCUUCAUUGGUGUUACCGUUUGCAUGAGCUGCAUGUUUCUUUUUGUUUCACAUUGGAACUAUCCAGGUGGCGUAGCUUUGUUGUCACUGCAACGAUUGAAAGCAAGUGAUGAAGAUGUGCGCGUCCAUAUUGAUGUCAUGACAGCUCAAACUGGAGUUACAAGGUUUCUCCAAGUUAAUCCAAAGUGGAUAUACAACAAAACAGAAGGUUUAGUUGAAGGAUCAGAUGAAAUGUUAUCAUUCACUCAUUUGUUAAUUGGUGAUGAUGCUCCAGCAUCGGACCAUGCCGAUAAUAUAGCCUGCAUAUCAUAUUACGAGAGAACUCAUAUAGUUAGCGACCAAAUACUGGCUGUAGACGGCGUCAAACUUCUAAAAAGGCCUCCUUAUAUUGAGAUAAAAUUUAGAACAAAGAUUUAUUUGCUUGAAAAAAUCAAACUUUAUAAUAAAAUUUAG
Molecule: messenger RNA, 1479 nt
Organism: Helobdella robusta
Lineage: Eukaryota; Metazoa; Annelida; Clitellata; Rhynchobdellida; Glossiphoniidae
Exons: 9
Coding region: 1-1479 (492 amino acids)
Biological process (GO): protein N-linked glycosylation
Cellular component (GO): endoplasmic reticulum membrane
Molecular function (GO): alpha-1,6-mannosyltransferase activity
Source: RefSeq, a predicted model, not a curated record